GUCUAGAUUGGUUCCAAACUCUUUAGCUUCCCCAUCAUCCUCGUGGACAACAUAAUCAACCAUCCAAACUGACAGAAAAUUGAUGAAAAUUAGAUCAAUAAAAAGAGUGUAGAAUUUACUAAGAAAAAAGAUUUGUUGAUGGCAUAAGUGUUAAAAAUCUUUGUUAUGAGAAUUAAUUGCCUUAAAAGAGAUGGAGUGAUACUUAGUUAAAAGCCACUGCGGGAGAUCUACCGGCUGAUGUAGCACCAAUUAAUUGCCCUCGAGAGACUUGAUGGGAUCGGGUGAUACGUGCCAUCUGGCUGGCGCCAGCAAGCCCAUGAACUCGGUUCUCACCUUCCAAUGGAGCAAGAAAAAGCGGGGCAGAGCAACAAAUGGCGCGCGGGAAGGAGAUGGACCGCCGCGAUUUUUUUACUACGAGGCGAAGGAGCGACCGCCUACAUCCAAUAGCAAAGGGCCGUUCCCGUUCCCCUUCCCCUUCCCCUUCCCCAUUCCGAGCAAUGGCUUUCUGGGGGGUUGAAGUAAAGCCCGGAAACCAUUACAUGCAUCUUUUCAACGAUUUUCAGGGACGACUUCGUAUCUGCCAGGCAACAUUGGGGAGUGGCAGUGCGGUGACGAAGAGCGUGCUGCAAUGCAUUGUCGGCAAUAGAAGCCCCAUCUUACUGUGCAGCUUGAUUCCUAAUGUGGUUGAGACAUGCCAUUUGGAGCUCGAGUUCGAGGAGGAUGGCAAGGUCAUCUUCUCAGUUCUUGGGGAAAGAAGUGUGCACCUCUCUGGUUACUUUCUUCGUCCUAAGAUUCUCAUGGGUGGGGAUGAAAGUGAUUCAUAUGGGGAGGACAUCGGUGAAGAGGAUUCAAGCAGCUACGAUAAGUAUGAAUCUGAAUUUACUGAUGAUGGUGAUGAUGAUUUUCGAUGCCAGCCUGUUGUCAAGUCUAAGAGCUCCAUGGAAUUGGAAAAUGGAGAGAAAGAUGGCUUCCCGAUAUCUUUUUUCCGAAGAAAGAAAAUUUCUGCUAAGACUGCUGAUGGGAACAGUAAAUUAGGUGAUUCAACAAUCCAUGGAUUACUGGAAAGCGAAGAGGAAGAUGGGAAUUCUAAGCCUGCAGAAGGGAAUGCUGAAACAGGUGCUGCGGCAGUUGAUGAGGAAAAGAAAAGGAAGAUCAAUGCCAUCAGUGAAGGCCUAGAAUCUGCAAGGGUAACUUUCCAGCCAUGUGAUUCUUCACUGCUGCCUUCUGAGAUGAGAUUUGAAAACAAUGGCAUCCCAAAGAAGAAAAAGAAAGUUAAGGAUGGAAAACCUCUUGAAAUGAUAUCUAAUGGGGAAAGGGUAAGAGGUGAUCCAGAGCAAGAUAGGGAUGAUACAGAGGUUGCAUGGUGA
Phoenix dactylifera (date palm) is the source of this 1367-nucleotide messenger RNA. The record is from RefSeq and is a predicted model, not a curated record. Lineage: Eukaryota; Viridiplantae; Streptophyta; Magnoliopsida; Arecales; Arecaceae.